Messenger RNA from Chiloscyllium plagiosum (whitespotted bambooshark), 600 nucleotides. The record is from RefSeq and is a predicted model, not a curated record. Lineage: Eukaryota; Metazoa; Chordata; Chondrichthyes; Orectolobiformes; Hemiscylliidae.
ACUGUACUGUCCCCAGCGUACCCCGAGCCCGUGGCUCCAAUCCGCACGGCCAAGGCAGAGAGACGCUAUCAGGAGAGGAUGCGGAUGCAGAGCCCCGACCUGCCUGGGGCACGGGAUAAGGAGCUGUCUCCCGCUGAGCGGAGGGCACUCGAGGCUGAGAAACGAGCCAUGUGGAGGGCUGCAAGGCACCAAGCCCUGGAGGAUGAUCUCAGGCAGUACGAGCAGGAGCGGGCUCACCGUCUUUACCGGUCCCUGCAGCGGGCAGCUGACGGACUGAGCCUAGGUCAGGGCUCCCGUCUCAAACCGCUUCCACUGGUCAGGCAAGAGCCCCUGUCCACUGCCGUCAGGAUGAAAUCCCUCGAGCAGGAUGCACUGAAAGCACAAAUGGUCAUCGCCAAAUCAAAGGAGCCGAAGAAACGCAGCCCCCUCGACCAACUCUCCGAGUCCCCCUCACCUGCUGCCACCCCCUCCCCCACCCCGCUGGACGAUCACAGCCCUCGCAGCGUCACAUCACCUGGGAGGCUGUCCUGGUCAGAAAAGAAGUUUGAUUACCGACAGUUUGCAGCUAUCCCAUCUUCUAAACCAGUUUACGAUAUCCAG